UCCAUUAAAUAUGAAAUACAAAUCCAUUAAUCGCUCGCAGCAACACGCGCUUCUUCUCCUCCUGCUGCUAAAGCAUCAUCGACUUCGUGAUGUCGAGGGCAGGUCUCGCCGGCCGGUGAUUCGGCGUCGGUAGUUUCCCCUGCAGCGAAGAGUGCCGGUCUAACGGGAUCGACUCGGGACCGCGACGAAGCUUGUACCGCGUUCGACGCUCGAUUUUGGAGUCUCGAUAUCUUCAUCCGAUUCCGAGAACUUGGAUCGAUAUCCGUAUGUAGGUUUGGCGAAGAAUUUUAUUCGUUGGCGCUUGUACUUUGGUUGCUUGGGGCUUUUUUAGAUCUGUGUUGUUGGUCGUGUAUUGGGGAGUACAUCUACGGAUUCCGAGAUGCACUUCAGAUCUGGGCAAUCGUCCUGCCGGGAUCGCACGCGAGAAUUUCUCAACGCAGCGGAGGUGUUAAAGAAGUCGUUGUCUUCUGGGCCAAUUUCGCAGAGCAGCAAUGCUGGGUCUAAAAUUGAGGGGCCGAAGUCGGCCGUUUCCAUCCAGUCGGAGUUUAACAAGAGAGUUUCAAUGAUUGGGAUUGGGAUUCACCAUACUUCCCAAAAGCUUGAUAGACUUACAAAAUUGGCAAAGAGAACAUCAGUUUUUGAUGACCCUACAGUUGAGAUACAAGAACUGACAGCGGUUAUUAAGGAGGAAAUUACUGCUCUUAACUCUGCAGUACUGGACUUGCAGCUUCUUUGUAAUUCACAAAAUGAAACAGGGAAUAUUUCCAGUGACACAACUAGUCAUUCUACCAAUGUUGUGGACGACUUGAAGAACCGCUUGAUGAGCACUACAAAGGAAUUUAAAGAAGCUCUAAUAACACGGACAGAGAACUUGAAGGUUCAUGAUAAUAGGCGACAGUUAUUCUCUUCUUCUACUUCGAAGGAAACUACCAAUCCUUUUGUUCGACAAAGGCCAUUGGUUUCAAGGGCCUCAUCAGACUCCGCUGCGUCUCCAGCACCAUGGGCGAAUGACGCGGCAUCUUCUUCUCAGUUGUUUUACAGGAAGAAGAAGAAUGGGGAUCCAUCAUCAUCAUCAUCAUCAUCAUCAUCAUCAACUCAGCCUUUGCUAUAUGCACUGCAGCAGCAGCAGCAGCAGGUUCCAGUACAAGAAAACUACAUGAACAGCAGAACUGAGGCCCUCCAAAAUGUUGAAUCUACCAUCCAUGAGUUGAGCAACAUCUUCACUCAAUUAGCCACCAUGGUUUCUCAGCAGGGAGAGCUAGCUAUCAGGAUUGAUGAGAAUAUGGAUGACACAUUCGCAAACGUUGAAGGUGCGCAGGGUCAAUUACUGAAGUACCUCAGUAGCAUUUCCUCCAACAGGUGGCUAAUGCUGAAAAUAUUCUUUGUACUAAUAGCUUUUCUCAUGAUCUUUGUAUUCUUUGUUGCAUGAUUCAGUGUCAUGGCUAAUGAUUCCCUAUUUUGGCCUUUUUGUGUUAUUUCAGAGUCUAUGUGAUUGUUUCUCCCUUCUUGGAAUGAUUGCUAUUA
Molecule: messenger RNA, 1524 nt
Organism: Dendrobium catenatum
Lineage: Eukaryota; Viridiplantae; Streptophyta; Magnoliopsida; Asparagales; Orchidaceae
Product: syntaxin-32-like
Exons: 5
Coding region: 380-1429 (349 amino acids)
Biological process (GO): endoplasmic reticulum to Golgi vesicle-mediated transport; intracellular protein transport; vesicle fusion
Cellular component (GO): Golgi membrane; SNARE complex; endomembrane system
Molecular function (GO): SNAP receptor activity; SNARE binding
Source: RefSeq, a predicted model, not a curated record